Ectocarpus sp. CCAP 1310/34 is the source of this 6392-nucleotide messenger RNA. NCBI's taxonomy places the organism in Eukaryota, Phaeophyceae, Ectocarpales, Ectocarpaceae. The record is from the annotation of a GenBank genome assembly.
GGCGGUGUUGUCGGUCGUUGAGGCGUGCGCCGGGGUUUCGGGCGGCAGGGGAGAGGCGGACACCUUCGAGGCGGUGUGUCUGCUCGUCCACAACCAGGACCUCAAGGAAAUCCUGCCCGUGCAAGGCGUCGCGGCUUGUUUGUCCGCCUUGAUCCUCGGCGGUCGGCGACAGUCCACGGACAAAGACGACACCAGCAGUGCCAGCGCCAGCGCCAGCGGCACCGACAAGCACGCUCGGAUGUUCGCCGGGGCGGCCUUAGACCUCCUCAUGGUCCUUCACGCUAGGCUACCGUCCUCCUUCAAAACCACCACCUCCUCCACCGGCGGCGGCAGCAGCAGCAGCAGCAGCAGCAGAAGCAGCAGCAGCAGCCCGCGUGCGGCCGCGGCUAACAGUCCCGUCGCGCUAUCGAAACCAACGGCGACGUCGGCGGCAUUUGAAGCCGUGCAAGAAGAACGUUCUACUGCUGCGGCCUCCUGCGGACGGAGUUCCUCGGCGGGGGGGGCGGCAACGGCGAGAGCUGAUCGUGGUGCGCGUUGCGACGGUGGCUGCCGUCGGCCGCAAGGCGCCGCGCCAGGCUUGGUCGCCACGGACGCUUGGAUGAUGAUACUGAGGGCGCUUUCCCUGGGCGCGGGCAGCGAGGACUUAAUGGUUGCGUCACACGCGCUGCAGCUCCUUACGAAGGUGAUGCUGGACGAUCUUGCCGCGGAAGCGCCCCCCGAUGUCUUGCAAGACGCCAUGCUUUCCGUCGUCCUCCCCCUGGCGAGGCACGCCUGGCGCCGCGUAGCUCGGGACACGGCCGCGCGCGGGGGCACAUCGCCCCGGCGAAAACAACAACAGCAACAACAACAACAGCAACAACAACAACAACAACAACAACAAAAACCGCUUCCGCAGCCCCCCCCGCUCGACCACCACAACCGGCACCUGCCGCCGCCGCCGUCUCAAGGGAGAAGAGAAAGUGCCGUCCAGCGGCAUCCCGGUAGUGCUGUUGGCGGAACGGCUGCGGGGGCAGAGGCUGCCCAAGAAGAUGACGGUUUCGAGAUGGUGGAGGCUCCCGACGAGGGCGGACACGCGACGCCGCCUGCCCACGGUGGCGGUGCAGCGGACGCGUCAUGGGCACCGCCGGAGCUCUACCGCGAGUCUACCGGGGGGCGGGGAGGCGGCGACGGGGGCGGAGAGAGUUCUGCUUGCGGUAGCGACGACGAAGAUGACGACGGCGACGACGACGUCGGGUCGCGGCAGGUCUCGAGCCUGGCACUAUUGGCGCUGCUGCUGAUGCUCAAGUCUUUCCUGAAGCACCUGUCCGCGCUGCGGCGAGGGGACCAGUUCUGCGAGGUCUGGUGCCAGUUCCUCUGCUGUCUGGAGAUCUUGCUGGGCACGGAAGGAAACGCUCCGCCGACGCUGGUGGAUGGUGCGGUGACCGGUCUCGGGGCAGUAGUAGGGGAGAUGAUCGGAGAGGGCCUCUUCGCUUUCGCCGUCGCAGCCGCCGCCACCGCCGAUGCCGCUUCUCCUGCUGGGCAGCGGACCGGAGACGGCGGCGCAGGCCAGCGACACAGCGGCGGCGAGGUCGAGGAGGCUGUCUGGGCCUUCACCCGUGCGAAAGUUCCGCAGUUCGGUUGCUGCCCGGACCUCCUGCGGCGGGUCUUUGAGGAGGGACGGAGCGGGGAAGGAAUCAGACCACUCGCGGACGGCACACUAUCAUAAUAGCUCGGCCCUUCUGUAGGCCCGAGACCCCCCCCCACCCCGUAUUCCCUCCCAGCGUACUUCGAGAGUUCUCCAAGGCAGCGUAUACCACAUGGCUUCUGAGGGGAUUUUGUGCCGGUUGCUCUCAAUUUUGCAGCGGCACGUGUCCCGCAGCAGGAUGGCGUCUCCCAUUGGACCGACGUACUCAGUUCUAUGUAGACAUGUCUGUACGGGCAAGAGCAUCACAGGAAGACGAAAGUGAAGAGGGAGGGGGUAGCAAGGGGUGACUCAAGUACCACGACGGGUUGUACGACCGGUGUGGAAACGGGGAGUACCGUUUAACCGUACGUGAUGACGGUGGACCUGAAGGUGAUGGCGUCGAAGCCCACGCACACAACGCACGCAGACAGCAGGGGUGGCACAAAGAACGGGCGAUUCAACAAGGGGCUUGAGGCUACUGCAGGGGUACCAAAGUGUGUGAUAUUCCCAGGGCAGGGGGGCGGGGGGCGGGGAGGGGGGGCUACUCUUGCACAAACGAUUGUUUAGAAUCACUGGACGGCGCUAUCCUUGCUUCCUUUGAUUUCAGGCCCUCGUUAGUGUGGGCGUUUUGUGGCGGUCGUUGUGAGAAGUAGCAGGCGUUGUCGACGGCGUCUGGCGAUAAGUGGUAGGUAGUUGGUUAGGUGGGCUGCUGUACUGCUGUUGUUGGUGUCGGUGGCGGGGAUUUUUUUGGUCGUGUCUAUAUACCGUCAUUAUUGUCUGUGUUAAAUAAUAUUUAAGUUUUCUGUUGUUGUGCGGUGUUUUGUGAAUCGUGGAGGUUUCUUGUGACUUCGCCCUAUGCGUCUCGGAUUGUGUGCAUGUUUUUUUUUUUUCUCACUCCCGGCCGAUGUGAUGCGAUCGAAAACGAUGCGGCCUGUGUGGUGAGAGAUACACCUUUGUGCUGCAGGGACUGGGGGUCUUGGGUGAAGCAUGAAAUGUGGGGGGUUGGGGUCCACGGAGCGUUGCGCCCUUAUCUUUGGCCGAGGCUCCUUGUCGGGUACUACCGAGUGUGGGCAUAAGGUAAACAGGCAUGUGCGUUGUUUUCUCGUGAGUCAAUGUUCGACAAGCAGUUGCAAUGACACCCCAAGGAAGCCUUCAACCUUGCCAUGUAAAUUCGACCUGUUAAUCUUGUGCAGGAAGUCCUUCUUGUCAGCGGCGUCGAAGCAAAGGCGCGGCGGUUCUGGUCCUUGUAAACAAGAGGUUGUUUUUGCUGACAUGGACAGACCCACACGGGUGCUCAUCCUUUUUGGUUUGGGGUCACGGGUCGACGUUUGUGUUUCGUCUGUGUGUACUCGGAUCGUGCUUGUUUGAGGCCAGGGGCCUUUUUUGUCCGUUUGGCGGAUAGGUGUUGCGAGGAGACCACGAUGGGAAGCUUUCGGCAGGGAUUGACGAGGUUGGUGGCAAGACCAAGGCUUGUAUACCGAACUAAAUAUGUGCCUGGUGUCGGACACUGCUUGCUAUGCGACCAUCCGCUUCCCCCGUCGUUUUCUUGAAGUGCUGUUGUCCGCCUCAUCACGAGACGGCGAGGUCGUUUGCAGCAUUCACAUCUCUCUUGCUUCUGGGUAUCUUUUCUUGUUCCAAAUGCGUUCAUUCGUGUGGUUGGCACGUUUUCUUUCAAUUGAAAGUUCUCUGCGCUGUGCAUCGGCAAGGGAAGUGGUGGUCAACGUCAACAAUGGCAUGUACUACUUGUACAGCAGCAGUGUUUCCGCAGCUACUGUCCUCGAGCGAGAGCUUCUUUGACAUCCACGAACAGGAAGGGGCGACGUCAAGAUCCGCAGGUUGGCCUGGUACAAUUUGAGGUCCAACCUGCCCCUGCCACGUUGCAGUCAAAAGUACAGUGUACGCCUGGAGAUACGAACCGAUAAAAUCGGGUCGAGACUCAGCUUCUUAUUUCGUCGCCACUCCUUGUCGAGCACAUGGUUGUUAGCAAGGGCAGGAAGGGUACAAUAAAAGGGUUCACCGCUGAGGUGUGCAUCUCAACCCGUUUUUCUGAUAUUUCGUGGAACUGUGGGCCUCUUGUUUCUUCACAAAAAAAAUGUUUCCUGCGGGCCCGUAGUGUAUGGCUGUAGGAGGUCACUAUUAUUAGGGAAAGGGUGUGUGAUGGAAGGGAAAUCCUACAUUUGGCAAGGAAUCUUGUGCCUGCCUUGUGGUAUGAUGUUUGGACCUUCGAUGGUUUGGCGCCUUGUUCGCCACUCUUGUAGACGGGCAAGAAACCUUAUGGUAGGGUGGGCUGUGACGGUAUCGCAUGUGUUACGCGAGCGAAGUAGCCGGAGGAGAUGCUGUUAUUAUUUGCUGCGUAUUCAGACUAUUAGUCUAAUCUUUAACCUUCUGGCGGCUGGCCCCGGUUAUUUUUAUGUUUUCUACAACUGACUGACGGUGGACGACAUGUGAUGAAGAUCACUUGUUGAAAUAGUGACGACAUGUACGGGGCGAAAUACAUGGUCGAAUGAAUAUUUUUGUACCGCCCGAUGCCGGGACCGUCUCGUCUGUUGCUUUGAAGGUGCACAGUACAGUACUGCGAGAAAUACCGCAAAGCAUGUAUGAUUGUUUGUGCAGUAUAGUCUAAUCGUUCCGUCGUCAUCCUAGUCUAGACUACCCAUGCAAAAAUGAAUGUACAUAGAGCAGUCAAACCACCCCGUGCAGUCUUCAGCAAACAGUAGAGAACGCCCGUGAUCAUCCUGUACUGUUGCGGGUGAGGGAGGAAAAUGAAUUUUGGAUGAGAGAUGCCGUACAUCACACAGCUGGAAAAACUGUAGUUCAUGGUACUACUGCUGUAGUACCGUGCAUCUUCGACGCACAUCCAUGCUCAUUCGCAUUUUUUUUCUGCCCCCACCAGACCCAUCACCUCAGCCUAAAUACCACGUCUCGAGAGAGAGGGCGUGAUAGAAGCUGCAAGAGACAUCAUGCACAAAAAUUACAUUGCGACAGAGGAUAACAAGUGAUCGAAGAGUGCGACGUAUCGAGACGUGGCAAGGGGGUCCGUUCAUUCUUUUCGAUUCUACGACCCCCCUUCCCAAGAACAAGCAAACUUCAAUGAUGCUUCCUGUCCUGCUGUAGUGCUCCUGUGUCUCUCUUGCGUGGCGUGCUUGCCUCGGGCCUCGGGGUGGUCGAGUACAUUCUUGAACAUGAGCUCAGGGGUGCGGCCGGUCCAGUUGAAUGUGUACGACCUUCACCAGUCGAACUCGUGGCUACAGCACAUUGGGCUGGGGGCAUACCACAGCGGGCUGGAGAUCGGCGGGGUCGAAUAUACGUUCAGCGAGGCCGGGGUCGGGCAACACCCACCUCGCCAGAUCGCAGGGGACGGCGUCUCGUUCAAGACGACCGAGGCAGGUGCUGGGGGACUUCAUCGGGACCAUUCCAGACGUGCGGCGCAUCCUCAACGGCCUCAAGGCGGAGGGAUUCGCGGAGGGAGAGUACGACGUCGUUCGCAAUAACUGCAACCACUUCUGCAACGAAUUCGCCUUCGCCCUUGUCGGGAAAAGGAUCCCGCCUUGGGUCAACCGCGCGGCCACCAUCGGGACUUGGGCGGGUCUAGGAGAGAAGUCUAAGAAAGAAGGUUCCAAUGAUAAAAAGGAAGGCGCGGGGACAGCGGCGUCCUCAGCCUCUGCAAGUGCUCCGCCAUCGAGGGAUCGGAAAGAGCUGACGCAGAAGCAACGAGAUCUCUUGUCCAAGAUGCGGACGAACAAGAGCUCAGGGGGUGGGGGACGAGGAGGUGCAGGAGGCGCAAAAUGAUGUGCUUGUGAAACAAUUUCAUUUUUUUUUCCGGUGUGCGGUGGGUUUUUGUUGUGUCUUUGCCCACAUCGGGAUUGUGCGCUUGUCGUUUGGGAAGUGUUUGUGUCAUAACGAGUCGUGUUCCGUUGAAGCAUUAGGUUGCGCACGAGAGACCGUCGUUAUUGACCAAGCAAGGGGCCGUGUACCUGAAGCUGGCGGCGGUGAAGCUGCACAAGAGCCGCGGCUUGGCUUGUAUGUAUCAACCCCCACGAAAGGGUGGUGUGGGGUUUAGAAUUUUGGAUUGGCCGAAAAGGCACCACCAGCGGCAGGGGUCCUCUCGCGGUUGUUUAGUUUUCACGGACGAAGUGUGAUUACGUUGCCGUCGUGUUUUCUGGCAUGCCCUUGGAUUCCCCCUAAGCGCACGUGCUUUGCAACCGAGCAAGAUGAGACGGCGCCGACUCGUGGCUUGUAGAUACUUGUAUAUGGCCUGAGAUAGCCCCACGACCAAGUGUUAGGAUUCGAUUGACUUGCUUGGGGUCUUUUAGUCUAUACUGGUUUCCGAAUUUUGCAAGCAUCGAUGUGGAUCGUGGACGUGUUCGGGAAUGAAGCUGCUUCGGACGAGCGAUGUGGGUUUAUUACAAAUAGCAUCACGCUUCUUCUUUCGCUCAUUUAACAGAUACGCAAAGCGUUGAUGCAAGUGGAGAGGACGGAUAUGGUUGAAACGAAUGGGUUGUGCGCGUGUUUGGUUGAAGUACGACAGCUAAACCUGGCUGGUGUUCAAGCGGUAACUACGCGGUUCGGACGUUUGGGUUGUACGUUUAAAUCUGGCCUCAAGAGUGAAACUUUCGGCGUUUUUCUCAUCAAAUGUCGUGACAAUUGAUUGUGGGCAGCCCCGAGGGGGCAUUUUCAUGCCGCCUGACCGUGGCGUACGAGAGGCGCAAACGUGCGUUUGCACCGAAAC